AAAUGCAUUUUUGAUGACUUUUCACAUUUUUGCAAAUGCGUUCCGUCUGUGUCUCUUGCAAAUUUUCGCAUUUACGACGAAACAUUGCUCCCGAAGUUAUUUUUAAAACAAAAACCACAGAAAAAUUCUCGAUUGUUCCAUUUCAUAAUUUCAAUGUGGAUUGACAAAGACGCAAAAAUAAACCGUAAAAAAUUUGCAUUUCAGACAGAAAAACAACAAAAAUGGCUGUUUACUGCUGGGGAAGCACCGAAAAUGGCGAAUUGGGGCUCGGUGGCAUUGAAGACGAGCAGAUUCUCGUGCCUCGCAACAUGCAAUGGGAAGAGGCAGCACGUUUGAAACAAGCAGCGCUGGGACUUAAUCACACACUUUUCCUGCUCGAGGAUGGCCAGUUGUUUGCAUGCGGGAGCAACGAUCACGGAAAUCUCGGCUUUGAAUUUUCCAAAAAAAGACCGCGUACGUCAAUCGUUCAUAUCAUCUCGGCAUUGAAGGAUUACCCGAUUACGGCAGUAGCUGCAGGCGCGAAACACUCGUUGGCGAUCAACGAAUGGGGACAGGUGUUCAGUUGGGGCUCCAAUGAGCUCUCACAACUCGGAUAUGACACGGAAAACGAUAUUGUGACACCAAAAAUUAUCAGAAGUCUUGCCACGAAGCACGUGAUUCAAGUUUCUUGCGGGCAAUUUCACUCAUUGGCUUUGACAAAUAGCGGCGAUUUGUACGCAUGGGGUGCAAAUGGCUACGGACAACUCGGAUUAGGCAUGACAAGUGAAAAAGUCUCCAAACCGACACUUAUUAAAUCCCUCCAAGGAGUUCCCAUUGCCUUUAUUUGCUGUGGCGCCAAUCAUUCCUUCGCCGUGACAAAAUCCGGCGCCGUUUUCGGUUUCGGCAAAAAUCUUUUCGGCCAACUUGGUCUCAACGACACCGUUUCUCGUCAAUUUCCGACCCAGCUGAAGACUUUACGCAGCAUCGGCGUUUGUUACAUCGCAGCUGGAGACGAUUUCAGUGUGUUUCUAACGCGAGAUGGCGGCGUUUUCACAUGCGGACUUGGUACAUUCGGUCAACUGGGGCACGGAAACUUCAGUAACGAGAUUUUACCGCGCAUGGUGAUGGAAUUGAUGGGCAGUACAGUGACACAAAUCGCUUGCGGGCGACGACAUACCCUCGUUUUUGUGCGAGGACGCAUUUAUGCCUUCGGCAUUGGCGGUUCGGGCCAACUUGGGAACAAAUUGACGAAAAAUUACUCGACACCGCACAUUGUCAUCGGUCCGUGGUCGAAUGUAGCGAACGCAUCGCCCCCCAAACUGAUUGAAAACUCGUCGACAGCUUUUGUGGUUGUGCCCGAUGUGUUUAUGGUGAAACAUAUUUUCAGCGGCGGAGAUCGAUCGUGCGUGAAAGCCGUUGAAAUGAACGACGUCGAUGAAGCUGACGAUUUUCGGGUGCAUGACGCGCGUACACAAGUUUGUAUUUUGACGACAGAAUUGACAAAAACUCUGAAAGCGUUGCCAAUUGACACGCAAGUCGAUUUGGAGUUACUUUCGACGAUCGAAAUAAUUUUCAGGAAUCAAGCUUGUUUGAACGGAUCCUUUUUACUGGCGAAUGACAAACAUUUUUGUUGUACCUCGAAAAUGCCGGGCGUGGAUAUGGCUGUGGCAACCGAGGCCUUUGAGGAUAUCCAAAAAACGGAGAACGAAAGUGUGAAAAAUCUCAUUUGGGAGUCAAUUACGACAGAUCUCAUUGGGUCUUUGGUGGCAUCGCCUCCGGAUGUCGAAACAAUCCGCAUUUUCCUGCUGCUGCCACUUUAUCACGAAUUUAUCAACUGCAAAAACUACCAAAAAUUGCAUGUUCCCUUCAGUACGGCGGUGCAUCGCCUCAACGCCAUCCCAAAGAAAAUCGUGUCGGCAUGGUGGUGCGCCCAAAGUCGCGAUUACUACGAACGUCUAGUCGAAAACUACAAAAGUGUCGUCACGUACAUCCUCAAUAACCAGUUUAUGAAGAAGCCAAACAAGACGAGCGAGGAUAAAUAUUUGGUGCAAUACGAUCCGGAGCUGAAAAUCGCCCUGGAUAUGUUGGCGCUGCUGUAUUUGACGAACCACAAGUCAUAUAAUCGCACGGAAAAAGUGCCUUAUGAACACUUUCACUUGCAGGAUCUCAGCGAUAAUGUCGAUGUGAAGCACGAAUAUGUCAAUUGGAUCAUGAACAACGACAUUCACAACUUUUAUCUGUGCAAUUAUCCGUUCCUCUUUGAUGCGGCGGCGAAAACGAUCCUUUUGCAGACCGAUCAAUCCAUCCAGAUGUACAACGCGAUGCAAUCGGCAGCCAAUCAAGGCUUACUUAGCAUGUUUACGCGCAGUUUCGCGCCCACAAGUGCUCUGCAGUACAUCGUGCUGAAUGUAACGCGAGAAAAUAUCGUCGACGAUACGAUCCGUGAACUCGCUUUGUACCAAGCGACAGACCUGAAGAAGCCAUUAAAGAUCAAAUUCGCAGGAGAAGAGGCUGAAGAUGCGGGCGGCGUGCGAAAAGAAUUCUUCAUGUUGCUCCUAAAAGAAAUUCUUGACUUGAAAUAUGGGAUGUUCAAGUAUUACGAGGACAGUCGGUACAUUUGGUUCUCCGAGGACUCGUUCGAAGGCGAAGGAAUGUACACGCUAAUUGGCAUUUUAUGCGGACUCGCCAUCUAUAAUUACACAAUAAUUGACCUGCCAUUCCCCGUUGCGUUGUACAAAAAAUUGCUCAAGGAACCCGUCGAGUUGUCAGAUCUGAAGGAUUUGUCGCCCGUUUUGGGAAAUUCGCUACAAAGCAUCCUGGAUUACGAGGAAAGUGACUUGAAAGACGUUUUCAGCUUGACAUUCGAAGUUAGUCGCGAGGUUUUUGGCGAGACAAAGACCUUUGAACUCAAACCGGGCGGCGAUAGUAUUUACGUGACGCAGGAAAAUAAACGAGAAUUUGUCGACUUGUACGUCGACUUUAUCCUCAAUAAAUCCGUCGAAUCGCAUUUCAAAGGUUUCUACCAAGGCUUUAUGAAGGUCUGUGGAGGUCGAAUACUCGAACUUUUCCGUGCCCAUGAACUCAUGGAGGUCGUUAUCGGGAACGAAGAUUACGAUUGGCACGUGUUGGAACGAGAGGCAGAGUACAAAAACGGAUAUUCGAGCGGAGAUGAGCCCGUUCGUUGGUUUUGGGAAGUCUUUCAUGAGUUGCCGUUGGAGGAGAAGAAGAAAUUUUUGCUCUUUCUUACGGGAAGUGAUAGGAUUCCCAUUAUGGGCAUGAAAGCCAUCAAGAUAUUCAUUCAACCAACCAACGAUGACAAAUGCCUCCCAGUCGCCCACACCUGCUUCAACUUGCUUGAUUUGCCGCGUUACAAAACGAAGGAACGUCUGAAAUACAAACUGCAACAAGCUAUCCAGCAAACUCAAGGCUUUAGUCUGGUUUAAAAAAUCCGAAAAAAAUGUUAAGUUUUGCACUAAUUGUUAACACGCACGUUGAGAGAGAUAAAUUAUUAUUAUUAAUUAAAGGUGAUUUUAUUUUUUUCGA
Culicoides brevitarsis is the source of this 3522-nucleotide messenger RNA. It is a transcript of the gene Herc4, whose product is annotated as probable E3 ubiquitin-protein ligase HERC4. Gene Ontology annotation, biological process: protein polyubiquitination; ubiquitin-dependent protein catabolic process. NCBI's taxonomy places the organism in Eukaryota, Metazoa, Arthropoda, Insecta, Diptera, Ceratopogonidae. The coding region runs from base 222 to 3422 and encodes 1066 amino acids. The transcript has 6 exons. The record is from RefSeq and is a predicted model, not a curated record. Gene Ontology annotation, molecular function: ubiquitin protein ligase activity. Gene Ontology annotation, cellular component: cytoplasm.